AUAUCGAUAUAUGCGCUCAAAUAUUUUUCUCAUUGUUACUUGUUUUAAUAGCUCUUUUUUUAAUCUUCACCCCCAAAAUGUUUCCUCAGGAGCAGCCAGACAGAUCUGGAAGUAGGUGCCCCUUCCGCGGAUGGGACUUUUACUUUCCCACAACUGAGUAUUCUGAUCUUUUACCUCAAGUUACUCUCAUCCGCUCUUAUAUACAAUUUUUUAAAGAGUGUGACGUUUGUCGCUAUAGGGAGAGUUUAGAAGACUCUGUUCUAAUUGUUUUUGAAGAACUUUUAGGAUGCAAACAUCCAAACGCGCCUAAGCCUACGGAUAUUCGAGACCAUCCAGCACUUAUUAUACCCUCUCUAGGCCUCGCUUUAUAUGAGUUAGAAAGUACCAAACAAGUUAACUUUCCUCAUAUAAAUUUGCGCCUUGUGGGUUACGAGCCCUUAACAAAGUUUCGGGAUCUGAAAUCGAACAUGAUAGGAAAGUUCAUUUCUCUCAAAGGCACGGUGGUCCGGAUCGGAUCGGUUCGGCCCCUUGUUCAAAAAAUGGCAUUUCUGUGCACUUCCUGCGAGACGACGCAAGUUCUGACUUUAUCUGAAGGGAAGUACGAUGUCCCGAGAAGAUGCCGCGGGUACCAGUGCCGCUCCAGAAACUUUACGCCACUACACACUUCUGGGGAUGUGCAGACCAUUGACUCUCAAAUAAUAAAAAUCCAAGAGAUUUUACAGAGCGAGGGCGAUGACAAUGGCCGUAUCCCGCGCACUCUGGAGUGCGAGCUUACUUCCGACCUCGUUGGGUCGUGCAUACCCGGCGACGUCGUUGCCGUUAGCGGCGAGGUUAAGGUCAUCAGUUCUAACGAAGGAAAGGGAAAAGGAAAGCAGAAUACCUUUCUGAUCUAUUUAUCGGUCAAUGCCGUGGAGAAGACCGCGUGCAUUGGGGAAGACGGCCUGGCAGAUUUCACUAAAGCGGAUAUGUACGCCAUCUCAGAAAUCCAAGAGCAGCCUGACGUCUUUCGCUUGAUCGUGCACUCGCUCUGCCCAGCUAUUUACGGACAUGAGCUGGUCAAAGCAGGAUUGGUUCUCUCUUUAUUUUCCUCCGACCAGAAAUAUGCGGAUGAUGCUAAUAAAAUUGCAGUGCGAGGCGACCCGCACGUUCUAGUAGUUGGGGACCCUGGCUUGGGAAAAAGUCAGCUACUCCGCGCUGUGGCCAAUGUCUCCCCCCGCGGCAUUUAUGUUUGCGGUAAUACGGCGAGCGCAGCGGGGCUAACUGUGACUCUUGUGCGGGAGCCCGGCUCCAGCGAGUAUGCUCUGGAAGCGGGCGCUCUUGUUCUUGCGGAUCAAGGCAUCUGUUGCAUUGACGAAUUCGACAAAAUGGGCCACGAGCACGAGUCUUUACUGGAAGCCAUGGAACUCCAGAGCGUGAGCAUUGCCAAGGCCGGGAUUGUUAGCACAUUGCCAGCGCGCGCGUCUCUCGUGGCCGCCGCUAAUCCUGCAGGGGGACAUUACGAUAAACGAAAGACGGUCUCUGAGAAUCUGAAGAUGUCUAGCGCGUUGCUUUCUCGUUUUGAUCUUAUUUUCAUUCUUCUGGAUAAACCAAACGAGCAAAUGGACCAACUUCUCUCGGAGCACGUUAUGUCCUUGCACAGAAACAAGAGUAGUUCGUAUGUUGCCCGAAGCAAACGACCGUUCCAGGAAGGAGAAAUAUUCCCGCAAGUCAGUUUGUUGCGUCGCUUCUCGCUCCAUGACCAUGAAGUGGUUGAUCAUAUCCCGAGCUCGAUUCUACGGAAAUAUAUACUGUAUGCUCGUAACUAUUGUCACCCACGCUUAUCACGGAGGCUCAAAAAGAAAUUCAGGAAUACUACUUAAAACUGCGCCAGAAUUGCCCACCGCUUGGCGGUGCUCCCAUCACUACCCGCCAAUUGGAAUCACUGAUUCGUCUUGCAGAGGCUCGUUCCCGCGUGGAACUUCGGGAAACUGUUACCUAUCAGGACGCGCGUGACAUUAUCGAGAUUAUGGACCAUACCUUGUUGAAUUCCUGCGAACGCGAGCUCAACUACGGAUUCACGUGCUCUCCAUUUCCAAUGGCUGGCACGGGCCCUCAGAAAAACAAGCAGAAGGCCAAAAGAUUUAUAGCGGAGCUAAGUCGUCAGGCUAAGGAGAAUCUGAACUCGCUAUUUACGUUAGAGCAACUCAAGCAGACGGCAGGCUCUUUAUCUCUGCACUUGGAAGGCUUCGAAGAGUUUGUCGGGCACCUGAACCAGGAGGGAUAUCUACUUAAGAAGGGGCCGCACAUAUAUCAGCUGCAGACUGUAUGACGAGUCCACACGCUUUUUUUCCUUUGAGUCUCGCUUCAAACGCACGAACUAUAUUUUUAAUAAAUGCAGCGGUUAU
This is a messenger RNA of Zophobas morio, 2384 nucleotides long. RefSeq names its product DNA helicase MCM8-like. Gene Ontology annotation, cellular component: nucleus; MCM complex. The transcript is spliced from 26 exons. Gene Ontology annotation, molecular function: ATP hydrolysis activity; ATP binding; single-stranded DNA helicase activity. Lineage: Eukaryota; Metazoa; Arthropoda; Insecta; Coleoptera; Tenebrionidae. Gene Ontology annotation, biological process: DNA replication. The record is from RefSeq and is a predicted model, not a curated record. The coding region runs from base 78 to 1859 and encodes 593 amino acids.